AGAAGAAGAAGGGAACCAGUCAUGGCGGCGGUUUCAUCUUCCUUCCAUUUCUGUUCUUCGGCUCGAAGGGCUCCAAUCAAUUCUAUAUCUCUAAAGCUCGCUCAACUCGCUUCCUCCUUCACGCAGCCUCUUCUCCGAGCGCUCCAGCGAGGUCCGGCGAGAAUCGAUAUGGCCGGAGUGAUCAAGAAAACUUCUGGUAGAUUGCUGGAUGCAUUUGUAGAUUUUGCUUUCCAUUUCGAAGAUCAACCGUGGCUCCCUUCGCAGAGCAAUUUCAUGCCAGUGGAUGAAAUCGAGGAGGCGGUGAUCAUUUCAAAUAUAGAAGGAGAGAUCCCUCAUGAUUUCCCUGAGGGCGUCUACAUAAGAAAUGGAUCGAAUCCGUUGUUCGGCGCGCUUCAGUCUGGAUCGUCUGUGCUUGGCCUCUGCAGUGAGACAUGGGUGGAGGGCGAGGGCAUGCUCCAUGCCCUCUCCUUCUCCAGGGCUACUCCCGCCGCCGUCUCCGUCGGCAGCGGUGGUGCCUGGACACUCUCCUAUAAAAACCGCUUUGUCGAAUCCAAAACCUUCCAACUCGAGCGCAGCCGCAACCAUCCUGCCUUCCUCCCUCUCAUCGAAGGCGAUGCUCCCGCCGUCCUCGCCUCUUUCCUCCUCAACAAGCUUAGGUUUGGGAAAAUGGCGAAGGAUUUGAGCAACACUAAUGUCUUGGAGUUUUCUGGGAAAGUCUUCGCCGUCGCGGAGAACCACAUGCCGCUGGAGAUAGAUUUGUUGAGUCUCGAGACGAUUGGCGAUUGGGAUCUCAGCGGAGCGUGGGAUCGGCCUUUCAUGGCUCAUCCCAAGAAAGCGCCAGGAGGAGAGCUUGUUUUUGUUGGGGCGGAUGGGAAGAAACCAUUCCUUGUUCUCGGUGUUGUCUCAGUGGAUGGAAAAGAGCUUAAACAUAAGGUUGACCUCAAGCUUGAGAGAGGCAUUGUUUGCCAUGAUAUUGGAGUAACCGAAAGGUACAACAUAAUUCUGGAUAUGCCGCUGACAUUUGACAUAGUUAGGCUGAUGAAAGGUGGCCCGUUGCUGAAGUAUGAGAAAGAAAGUUAUGCAAGAAUUGGUGUGAUGCCUCGCUAUGGGGAUUCUGAUUCAAUUAAGUGGUUUGACGUUGAACCAUACUGUACCUUGCACCUUGUCAACUGCUACGAGGAUGGAGAUGAGGUUGUUGUAAGGGGUGGUCGAUCGCGGGGAUCAAUAAUUCCCGGCCCCGAUCUCGGAAGAAACAAAUGCCAGUGGUUCUCUAGUGGUUUCAAACUUAAAUUAGCAGGUGAAGAUUGUGAUGGCAAUCCCAAUGAAGGGCUUUUAAACUUCCGCUUACAUGAGUGGAGAUUAAACAUGAAAAAUGGGAGUGUUAGGAACAGAUAUCUAACUGGAAGUGAUUUGUCUAUUGAGUUCUACAUGUGCAAUGAUCUCUUUGUAGGUUUGCACAACCAGUAUGCAUAUGCACAAGUUGUAGAUUCUGUAGCAAGCUCUAUCUGUGCAUUGCCCAAGUAUGGAGGCCUCAUGAAAUUAUACCUUGAUGAGAAAGAUAGUACUACAAUGCAGCAGGAAAAUGAUAAUGGUGGAUCUGUAAAGGUAGAGAGACACCCGCUUGGUGCAAAUGAGUUUUGCUCUGGAGCAGCAUUUGUUUCUAAACUGGGUGGUGUUCAGGAAGAUGAUGGCUGGAUAAUCUCUUUUGUUCAUAACGAACAUACAAAUACAUCUCAAGUUCACAUAAUUGAUGCCAAAAACUUCAAGGAUGAUCCUGUUGCAAAAAUAAUUUUACCAAAGAGAGUUCCUUAUGGAUUCCAUGGAGCUUUUAUCCCAAUGCCAAACAGACUAUGAUAUAUAUGUCUAAAGCAUCUAAUGGCUUUUCUAUUUGCACUAUUUACCACUUGUGUGGAAGAGAACAAAUAUUCAUAAUUGUGAAAGAAAAAAAGAAAGAAAGAAAAAAAAAAUGGCAUGCUUAGUGAUUGAUUUGUUUUUCCUUGGUUACUUUUUCAAUUAAGCAGCCCUUUUUGGUAUAAUUUUUAUGUAGAUUUCAGAAAUGUAUAAUCUUCAACACUACUGAAGAGAAUAAAGAAUGAAUUCUUUGUUGCAGAA
Dendrobium catenatum is the source of this 2112-nucleotide messenger RNA. RefSeq names its product carotenoid 9,10(9',10')-cleavage dioxygenase-like. Gene Ontology annotation, biological process: carotene catabolic process. The transcript is spliced from 13 exons. Gene Ontology annotation, cellular component: chloroplast stroma. Bases 22 to 1854 code for a protein of 610 amino acids. NCBI's taxonomy places the organism in Eukaryota, Viridiplantae, Streptophyta, Magnoliopsida, Asparagales, Orchidaceae. Gene Ontology annotation, molecular function: carotenoid dioxygenase activity. The record is from RefSeq and is a predicted model, not a curated record.